UGUUGCUAUUUUGGAAACCAAUCCCCUAGAUGCCAAAACCACAAUAUAUUCUAGAAUGACGAAAAGGCACAAUCAUACAAAAUAACAUGUUAAAUACGAGUAAUACAACAUUAAUUUUAAUAAGUGUAAAAAGGGUUCAGUUCACCAUCGGUGUAUUAAAUCGGGUAUUAAUGUGAAUUUUAGCUUAAGCAAAUUCUUCACUACCGCUAGGUAGAUUAUUUACGGCUUUGGAAGCAAGGUGGUUCACGAGGAAGCCCUUUCGCUUCAUCCCAUACAUCCGUUUACGAAAAAGAUCUUUCAACUUACGCUACGUUUUCUCUCUCCCCAGCAGUUCGGUGGAAACGGCAGUCAAUGGCAACAGCAGCAGCAGCAGCUGAAAGCAGUGCAGUGUCUGAACGUGAAGCAUCUCUCUUUCUCCCGUGGUGCUGAAGCAAAAAGUGCGGUGCAAAGCAAACCGAAGAAGCACACAAGAAAGAAGCGACAGACACAACACAGUGGACACACCAGCCAGUCAGCAAGAGCACCAGAGAAAAGACGGAGUGCUGAAAAAUUUCACUUUCUAUUUUUUUAACUUUUAUUUUUUAUGACAUACUUGCGUGAACUAUUCGACUAAGUUUGACCAAGGUUCUGUACUUCAUCGAGUCUCAUGAUCCUGAAAAAAUCCCAAGUGUAAUCAUUCUAUAAUCGUUCUCAUUUUGGAUAUUGCCAAAAAAAACCAUUACGACAGCGCUCGACAAGUGAAAGGUGCGCAGAAUUUGUGAAAUUACCAACCAGUCUGUCGGUGUCAGUGGAGAUAAAAGUGAAAACUGCAGCACACUACCGGGCGGAAGAAGCUGUGCUAGUGAUUUUGGGAAUUAAAUGCGCAAAAUUUCGAGCUAUGCGUAUGAAGCAAAGUGUCAAUGUAGUGCGGUGAUGACGUAGGCGACCUGACAAGUCAGAAUACUCUGUGUGUGCUAAAUUCUACCCACCUGGGUAACGUUGGCUCAAGCAACAACCUACCUAAGAUGUUGAAUUGUUGUGGGGAGUGAAACCUGUUUUAGGGGUCGAGUGAAGAAGAUUUUUUUUUCUUUCAAUAACUGCUGCUGGGUGGCUUGCUGCUAAAAAGUUGUGUACUCGUGACAAUCCGUUGACGAAAUUUUGCUGAAUCGUUUUGGGGGCGAAGUAAAAUCGAGAUCGAGUGACUCACCGCAUCACAGGAAAGGAACGGGGAGUGGUGAAGUCGGAGCCGUGCGGGGACAUCUAUCAAAUGGCUUCAACCGAGCAGACACAAUCCAAGGAAAAUCCGGAAGAAGGAGAGAAACGGGUCGGAUGUGCACACUACAAGCGACGUGCGAAAUUUGUGACACCAUGCUGUAACAAGUUCUACAUGUGCCGGUACUGUCACGAUGAAAACGAGACUCACUUUUUCAACCGAAGAACGGUUACGGAAUUGAUUUGCACCGAAUGCAACUGGCGGCAGCGAGUGCAAGCGCAAUGCGAAAUGUGUGGAGUGCGUUUUGGACGGUACACCUGUCUGGUAUGUAACCUGUUCGAUGACGAAGAUCGAAACCAGUAUCACUGUGAAGGUUGCGGUAUUUGCCGAGUCGGAGGCCGGGGUCGAUUUUUCCACUGUAAGGUGUGCAACAUGUGUCUACCAAUGCAGCUGCAGGUUGAAGGUCAUAAGUGUGUCGAGAACGUCUCCCGAUCGAAUUGUCCUGUUUGUUUAGACGAUAUCCACACAUCGCGCAUUCCCUGCCACAUUCCGUUCUGUGGUCACUUGCUGCAUCGAACGUGUUUCGAAGAAUUGCUUUCCUCCGGUCACUAUGCUUGUCCAACAUGUCAGACGUCGAUGAUGGACAUGAACCAAUUGUGGGAAUAUUUAGACGCAGAAGUAGCUGCAACACCAAUGCCAAAGGAAUAUGAAAAUUACAUUGUAGAUAUCCUCUGCAAGGAUUGUCAUAAGGAGUCAACGGUGAAAUUCCACGUAGUCGGAUUAAAGUGCAGCCACUGUGGCGCAUAUAAUACGUGUCGAACUAAAACAAAAAAUGAAACGUCUGCUAUAUGCACAAGCAAUAGUGAAGUCCCGUCAGUGAAUGGAGAAAGCAGUGGUUCCGGUCUGGCGGUGGCAAGCAGUUCUUCCUCAUCAUCCUCUCUUUCGACCGUAACUACAACUGCCCCCAGUAGUUCCAACAGUAGUAGUAGUAGUAAUAGUAAUAGCAAUAGCAAUAGCGAUGCCUCGUCUUCUUCGUCCUCUGGCGCUGCGGAAAUAGCAUCGACAUCAGCGGCUCGCGUUUAUACGCCACUAUCCAGUCUAGCAUCCGCUGUUGCUGCAUUUAGUAAUUCCGGUCCUCCGCGACCUCCACGCAGCAGUAAUGCUAGCAAAACUAGUAAUGGGAGCAACAACAACAGCAAUAAUCGAAAAGCAUAAGACAUAACCUGUCCAAUCACUAGCAUAUCAGCUUAUUUUUACCAAGAUUCGCGAGUGGACGUAGCUCGGUGGUAGUCGUAUGUUGUACUGUUCUGUACUAGACAAUUUAUUGUACUUGACCGAUACCUUGAUGGCAUAGGCGAAACUACCGGGGGUGCCGGGGGUGCCAGGCACCCCCUAGAAUUUUACUGCACUGCUGUGAGAUAUGGGGCGAUGAAUGAUGAAUGGAUGAACUAAUGAAUAUUUGUUUGUAGUGCACCCCCUGGUAAAAGUCCGUAGUUUCGCCAAUGCUUGAUGGUAUCAAACAUUAGGUGUUUUUAUUCCAGCUAAUGUAUGAGUUUGCUGAUAUCUUUUAUUUUAUGAAAUGAUUAGGUAGAUUUAGAGCGUUAUUCAGUCGCAGAACAACACAAAUUGAUGAAACAGUGAACUUUUUUUUGUCAAGGAAGUGGGUGCAAUCGAUUUCGCAAAAAUGUCUUGCAAUGACAAUUUUACCGCGUAAGCUAAAAAUGAACCUAUACCUAUUGCAAGCUUUUGAUACAAAAAACUGAUCAAACCCUAUUGUAGGAACAAGCUUUGUGCUUUCAAGGCAAGUUGUACAUAGACAGUGUUUCAGUGUCUCAUAUUUUGAAUGCUAAUUUACUAGCAUUGUAUGUGUGACUAUAUAUUUAUACAACGAUUUAUGUGGGUGUUUUUAUAUUUAUAUUUUUGUACAUUUUCAUUAGAAAAAAAUACAGAUUUAUUUUUACCCUUGGUCAUUGCUUUUCAAGUUUUUUUAGCGUUUUGGAAGAGUUUAAUUGUCGGUAACAAUAGUUUUCGUGGAAUGUGGAUAGCCAUAUAUACUGAUUUUCGAAUUAUAAUGCUUAUCGUUCAAUCAUCUAGGGACAAUGGAAAUUCGCGAUUUCGCGAAAUUGGGCAAUGGUCACGAAAUUGAUGAAAUAUCCCGCAAAAUGACGCAAAAUCUGAGACAAUUGAGAAAAUAACCCCAAAAAUUGGUCAAUUUCAAAGUUUUAAACAUAAAUUAGUCGAUAACUUGUAAAAGUGCCAAGUAAUUUACGAUUUCAAAUCUGGAAAAAUAACAGUUUAAUGCAUUUUACAUUUCUUUGCUAAUUUUCAUCCCAUUUGUAACAUUUUCUUUAAAUUUAAGACUAUGCCUCACAAAUUCCAAGUAAAUUAUGCAUUUCGCAUGUAUUUGCUUCAACGAUAUGGUCCAAAAGAUGGUGCCGCGAAAUGUUGACUCGAGAAAUUUGAUAAAUUUUAUCACGAAUUUACAUUGUCCCUAAUCAUUACAUGUGGAACAUAUUUUUCCGUGUCGAGGAGGACAAUGUUUCGACAAUUUAGCAUUACCCGAGUGGAUCGCUUUUUGCUAUCGAAAACUAGGAUUUCUUCGUUUAGGUUUUGCAGCGGAACGCAGGAAAACAUUUCUCUCAUGAGCACAAAUCUGAAGAACGCUGAAAAUUUGAUCCAUUCGUCACCCGCUUGUAUUGACCAAUCGAUCAACCUCCCAGAGCAAACAAGCACCCGGCUCCUUAGACGCGUGAUCCCGAAGCGUGGCCUCACUAUAUCUUCACCUUAAUCCAAAGUAUUUUGAUUGUUUGUGAAUCGUUCCACUGUUACCAACAAUAGUAGUUUUUUUUAAAUGCAAAGAAUUAUCCAUAAGUUAUCUGAAUGAAUUUGUCCCGAGUUAGAUCGAUAAUCAGUAGUAAACAGAAUGGCGAUCUGGUUUCAGUGAGAACCUCUUAUAACCCAACGCUACCAACCAUUAUUUCCAUAAAAUGCAUUAAACAUUGUGUUCGAUAUCUAUUACGUUCUUUUUAGGGUCAAUCCCAAUUAUAUGUGAUAAUGUAUUUUUAUGACGUGUAAUAUAAUGAACGGAACCCUCCGGAAUCCAUGUAGAUUAUAGUGGUAGUAGAAAAAAAAAUAAUAGAAUAGAAGAUAAAAUAUUCUCACAGCCCACGCAAGGCCCCCAAUCACACGAGUCUCGAAAUAAGGAACUAAAACAUUUUACAUCACAUCUGAAAACCGAUCUUCGGAAAAAAUAGCAUCACAGCAAAAAAAUAACCAUCACACACCCGAAGGUAUGCCACUUUUAAGAAAUCAAACGUACAGUAAUUAAUUAACAGCUCCUUUAUAACAGCAAUCGAUUCUAAAUCAAGCGAAAACGUCUAAUGUAGCGCAGACUUGCAUAGUUAGGUACGGUAAUUUUAAAAGUAGGAAUGCUGCUUAGUUUUGCGAAGUAAACAACAACUGAUUCCAAUCUAAAAAAAAAUGACACAACUCUUUAUCACAGUGAAACGUAUUCCAAAACUGAGCGAUCGUGUAGAUUCUUGAUGGAAUCGUUUGCAGAUGAUAGAUUUGUAAGAUAAACAAAAAAAAACUGACUGACCUACGGUCAGUUUCUGUGAGCUGCUGCAGUUAGUUUUAGGAAUAGGAAAAGUAGUGAAUUUAUGUUGUAACAUCAUAUCAAAAGAAAAUCAUUAGCAAUGCUCCAAUAAACGCGUUAUGUGAAUUA
Aedes albopictus (Asian tiger mosquito) is the source of this 4916-nucleotide messenger RNA. Its product is annotated as RING finger and CHY zinc finger domain-containing protein 1. Bases 1247 to 2407 code for a protein of 386 amino acids. Gene Ontology annotation, cellular component: membrane. Gene Ontology annotation, biological process: sensory perception of taste. The transcript has 7 exons. NCBI's taxonomy places the organism in Eukaryota, Metazoa, Arthropoda, Insecta, Diptera, Culicidae. The record is from RefSeq and is a predicted model, not a curated record. Gene Ontology annotation, molecular function: zinc ion binding.